Nymphaea colorata (pocket water lily) is the source of this 2466-nucleotide messenger RNA. Its product is annotated as 3-ketoacyl-CoA synthase 12-like. Gene Ontology annotation, molecular function: acyltransferase activity, transferring groups other than amino-acyl groups. Lineage: Eukaryota; Viridiplantae; Streptophyta; Magnoliopsida; Nymphaeales; Nymphaeaceae. The transcript is spliced from 7 exons. Gene Ontology annotation, cellular component: membrane. The record is from RefSeq and is a predicted model, not a curated record. Gene Ontology annotation, biological process: fatty acid biosynthetic process. The coding region runs from base 107 to 1522 and encodes 471 amino acids.
AGGCACUUCAGUUCAUAGACAACUCUCUCUAGAUCUCUCCCUCCCUCCCCAUCUCCCCCCUCCUUCUCUCUAUUUCUCUUUCUCACUUGCAAGCAAAGGUAGCAUAAUGGAGGAACUCCAUGCUGCCUUCUCCUUGAACCCAACUUCCUUACUUCUCUUACUUGUGAUUCUUUUUCAAUUAUGUGUGAUGAUUUUGAAGAUGUACAGAAAAAGAGUGAACCAACAGUGCUACCUGCUGGACUACGUCUGUUACAAGCCAACAGACGACAGGAAGCUCAGCACCGAGCUAUGUGGGGAGAUCAUACAGAGGAACAAGAACCUGGGUAUUGAAGACUUCAAGUUCCUGCUCAAGGUCAUAGUCGGCUCCGGCCUGGGCGAGGAGACCUACGGGCCGAUGGACAUAGUUCAAGGCAAGGAUCUCGACAUGACGAUGCUGAACUCCGGCCUGGAGGAGAUGGACGCUGCCUUCAACCAGACGCUGGACGACCUCUUCAAGCGCACCAACGUCCAGCCGGCCGACGUCGACAUACUCGUGGUGAACGUCUCGAUGCUGUGUACGCAGCCGUCGCUGGCCGCGAGGAUCAUGAAACGCUACAAAAUGCGGGAGGACCUGAAGGUCUUCAACCUCUCCGGCAUGGGCUGCAGCGCCAGCCUCAUCUCCAUAGACCUGGUGCGCAACCUGUUCAAGAACCACGACGAGAAGCUGGCGCUCGUCGUCACCUCGGAGUGCAUCGGACCCAACUGGUAUUCCGGCAGCGAGCGGUCGAUGCUCGUCGCCAACACCCUCUUCCGGUCCGGCUGUUGCUCCAUGCUGCUGACCAACAGGAAGAGCUACCGGGCUCGAUCCAAGCUCCGGCUCAAGGUCCUGGUGCGGACCCACCGCGGCUCCAGCGACGAGGCCUACGGCUGCGCCAUCCAGCAGGAGGACGCCAAGGGGCUGACGGGGUUUUACCUCGGGAAGUGGCUGCCAAAGGCUGCCACCGAGGCGUUCGUCUACAACCUGAGAGACCUGGCUCCCCGGAUACUCCCCGUAAUGGAGCUCGCCCGCUACGUCCUCAAGAGCUACCUGAACAAGAAGACGGACUCGACCCAGGCCAGCGUAGACUUCCGGGUGGCCGUCGACCAUUUCUGCAUCCACCCCGGCGGGUCGGCGGUGAUCAACGCCGUGGGCAAGAGCCUGGGGCUGAGCCAGCACGACCUGGAGCCGUCGAGGAUGACGCUGCACCGGUUCGGCAACACCUCGGCCAGCAGCCUCUGGUACGUGCUGACUUACAUGGAGGCGAAGAAGCGGCUGAAGACCGGCGACACCAUCCUGCAGAUCAGCUUCGGGUCGGGGUUCAAGUGCAACAGCGCCUUCUGGGAGGUGGUGAGGGACUUGGAGGAGAAGGAUGUGUGGGAGGACUGCAUUGACAAGUACCCACCGGAGACGCUGGUGAACCCUUUCCUGGACAGGUAUGGAUGGAUCAAUUCUCCAGAGCCAGGGACGCUGUCAGAGAAGAAGGAGAAAGAACAGGGUCAUUGAUUCCUUUGAGUCUUUGUGGAUGUUGGGUUUCUUGUGAGAGCGAUAGGGGCACAUAGGAAGGCAUAUAAUAAUCAUGUGACCCUAGACAGCUUGCUGGAUCACUCUCUCCAUCUACCUCACCGCCCGUCGGAGUAGCAGGUUGAUCACCGUGUCUUUCGCCUCCCUACCGUUUGGACCUGAUAUCUGAUCAACGUUGUUUUCCUUCCUAUCGUUGAUCCAUCUGACGCUUUCUAGGGUUUCAAUACUUUGACCUAAUAUGGUUUGCAUGAGAAAACUCUGUUUUCUAGAGAACGAUAGAAGGGGGGAAGACGAAGCUGAGCUGCCGGCUGUCGAUCAACUCGUUGGACGACAGUUAGAUGUUGCUGCACCAUUAUUAACAGGCUUGCAAAGACCAAUUGCAGUUGCUUAAGUAAAUGCUGACACAUGCAAGCAUCUCGCUUCAAAAUUUCAUGUUAGAUGCUGUUGCACCAUUAUUAACAUGGUUGGAAAGACCAAUUGCAGUUGCUUAACUAAAUGCGGACACAUGCAGGCUUCCUACUUCAAAAUUUGAUGUGGGUUUCCAACUCAAGUUUUUUAUACAUGGUGUGCCAGUGGAUUAUACUGGUCCACACUGGUCAGAGUUGCCUGUUGAGGGCUGCUAGUUGAUCUCCUUAAUCAGGAGCCACCUCACCAAGUGGUUGGGCCCUUCGAGCUGAAGGUGGUCAAACAUGUUGUGUCUCAACUUAGUUGGUACCAAAACAAAUAAAAAUCAGGUUAUCUAUGGCUAAAUUGUCAUUCCCAGCUGCAUUUUGGGACGUUUCCUUUAUAUUCAAAAUCAUGCAUAAGAUGAAUAAUAUCCUAUGUUUUCGGAUGUCAACAUAUUCUUUUGAUAUCUUUUUUGCUGUUUUACUAGAGUGUCAUGAGUUACUUAUCUAGAAAUGGAAUAAAUAUCUGAUGUUCUAUUA